Molecule: messenger RNA, 2718 nt
Organism: Salvelinus sp. IW2-2015
Lineage: Eukaryota; Metazoa; Chordata; Actinopteri; Salmoniformes; Salmonidae
Source: RefSeq, a predicted model, not a curated record
AUGUGUGCUGUCUCUCUGUGGUUCUCUGGGGAAGGGGAGGAGGGCCACACAGCCACCACGGGGGCGGCAGGAACACGGAAGGGGAAACAGCGCCACGCGGGCGAAGGACCGGAAGGCAGGCAGCGGACGAGGCGCUGUCUCUGGCAGACACAGGGGACCAGCGGGGAGAGGAUAAGUCCGGCGAAGGCAGGGGAGGGGAGGCAGGGGCGCCGCAGAGGCGAACACCAAGGAGGGAAGCAGGGGGAGGGGAGACAGCAGCCGGCAGAGCCAGCCGCGAACGUGCGCAGCCACGCCCGCCCCGGGCCCAGCAGCAGGCCAGCGGCAGAGCCAGGCCGCGAGCGCAAGCCACGCGACCGCCGGGCCGAAGCAGGCGCAGCCGGACAGAGCCAGCCGCGCACGCGAAGCCACGCGACCGCCGGGCCGAAGGCAGCAGGCCAGCCGGCAGAGCCGCCGGCGACGCGCAAGCACCGGCGAGCCCCGGCCCAAGCAGAGGCCAGCCGGCAAGAGCCAUCGCGACGCGCAAGCCACGCAACCCCCGUGCCAACAGCAGGCCAGCCGGCAGAGCCGCGCGACGCGCAAGCCACGCGACCCCGGGGCCGAAGCAGCAGGCCAGCCGCAGAGCCAGGCCGCGACGCGCAAGCCACGCCCGGCCCGGCCAACAGCAGGCCAGCCGGCAGAGCCAGGCCGCGAGCGGCACGCCACCCGCGACCCCCGGGCCCAAGCAGCAGGCCAGGCGGCAGAGCCAGCCCGGGACGCGGGGGCAAAAGGGGGCCCAACCCGCCCGGCCCCCCCGGGCCCCAAAGCAGCAGGCGGCGGCAGAGCCAGCCGCGACGCGCACGCACGCACCCCGGGCCCAAGCAGCAGGCCAGGCGGCAGAGCCAGCCGCGACGCCCAAGCCACAGCGACCCCGGGCCAAGCAGCAGCACCGGCAGAGCCAGCCGCGACGGGCAAGCCAAGCGACCCGGGCACCAAGCAGCAGGCAGCCGGCAGAGCCAGCCGCGCGCGCAAGCCACGCGACCCCCGGGGCCCAAGCAGCAGGCCAGCCGGCAGAGCCAGGCGGCGACGCGCAAGCCACGCCCGCCGGGCCCAAGCAGCAGGCCAGGAGGAGACAGAGAAACCACAGCGACAGCGCGGGGGCAAAAGGACGAAGGGAGGACCAGAGGGGCCACAGGGCGGGGCGAAAGGAGGACCACGAGAGAGGAAGAGGGGGACCAGAGGGCGCGGGGCGAAAGGAGGGCACGGGGAGGGAAGAGGGGCCAGGGGCGAAGGCAGAGACAGGGCGGCGAGGAAGCAGCCGGGGCGCACCACCACGGCAGCACCGCACGGCGCAGAGACACAGACAGCGGAGGCGGAGGGAGAGCCCGACGUAGAAAAACGGGGAGGGAGGCAGGGGCACCAAGGCAGGGGGCCAGCACAAAGGGAGGGCCGGGAGGGCGCGCCGGACAGGCACGGACGCGCGCGCGAGUAGGAACAGGGGAACGCGCCGGGGCCGCCACCGCGGGGCAGGGGGAGGCAACGGAGCGCACGGGGAGGCCCCGAGCGGAGGGAGAGGAGAGGCAGCAGAGGAGCCGAGGGGCAGGGAGAGGCAAAGAGCAGGCAGAGAAACCAACCAACACGGGGAGCGGAGAGAAGCCCCGCAAAAAAAGGGAGGGGGAGGCGCAGCGAGGGGGCGCGGGGAGACACAGGGAGGGGAAGGAGGAGCGGCGGCAGGGGGGGGGCCCACCGGGAAGCAGGAAAGGAGGAGGGGGGAGGGGGGAGGGGGGGGCGGGGCGGGGGACACGGGCGUGGAGGGAGGGAGAAGGCAAGGCACACGGAACCAGCAGGGCGACCACAGCAGGCGGCAGCAAUAGAUCACCAGCCCAGCGAGGGGGACGGAUGUGGGGACGAGGGAGGGCAACAGGAAAAGGACCUUCAACACACCGUGCCAGGCGGGGGGGGAAGGGCGAGGGGACCAAGAAGGCAGAGGGAGGGAGGCGGCAAGAGCAGGACCGGGCCGCCACAAGCACCCACCCAGGGAGAGGCGGGGAGGAGGGGGACCACAGAGGAAGGAAAAGCAGCCAACAAGGGGAUCAGCGCAGCAGAGGGGGAAACGCCGGGGAGACAGCGAACCCAAACGGGGAGAGACCUGAGAGCCAGCCGGCCCAGCCGGGCGAAAGGGGGGAAGCCAAGGGAAACAAACAGAGCCAGCGGACCAGGGCGAAGCCCACCGGAGCCGGCGCCGCGGGGCGGGGCCCGCAGCCACGCGCAAGGCCGAAAGAGGAGCAGAACAGCCAGCGAGAAAAGAGGGACGGGCAGCGGGCGGCAGCCGACCGGACCAAAGGCGGGGCGACGCGGGCAAAGCACGGGAGGCGGAGCGACAGACGGAAGAGCCGGGCGGCGGCAAGAGGACGGCCCGCGCGGGGGCACCGACGACGGCGCAGAGAGGAGGGCAGGGGCCAAGCAGAGGGCCGGGGGCCGGACCGGGCAGCGCGAGUGGUGGUGGUGUGUGGCCACAGGGGUGCUAAGGCGGGGCCGAACGCGCGGCGCGGGAACAGACAAGGAGGGCGCGCGGGCGCGGGGAGGCGUCGGAGCCACCGCGACGCAGACGACACAAGGCGGGGAGACAGCGGGCCCGGGGGGGACACGGGGGAACAAACGCAAACAAGCGGCAAGGGCCAGACAAACGCGAGGAGGGCAGAGGGGGAGGCGCACGAGGAGGCAACAAGUUGUGUAGAAUAA